ACCGGCUCUCAGAGUCUGACGACAUCACUGUGCGACCAGCUGUGAUCUCAGCACUACCAGCAGCAGCAUGGGAAAGCAAAAGAAAACAAAGAAAUAUGCUACAAUGAAACGGAGGAUUAACCCUAAAGACGAGCGCAUUAAAGCUGCGGAUCGAGCAAAGACGCAACAAAAGAAGAAGGAAGAUGCCAGUGCUUUAAAGGAGAGAGAAGUACCUCAGAUACCAUCAUGUCUAUUUUUCCAAUACAACACAAAUUUGGGACCUCCUUAUCAUAUCCUGGUGGAUACUAACUUCAUCAAUUUCUCAAUUAAAGCCAAGCUGGACUUAGUGCAAUCCAUGAUGGACUGCCUUUAUGCAAAAUGUGUCCCCUGUAUAACAGACUGUGUUAUGGCAGAGCUAGAGAAACUUGGGCAGAAAUACAGAGUGGCGUUAAGGAUUGCUAAGGACCCAACAUUUGAGCGACUGCCUUGCACACACUCUGGAACCUACGCAGAUGACUGCUUGGUACAAAGGGUCACACAGCACAAAUGUUACAUUGUAGCCACAGUGGACAGAGACCUUAAAAGGAGAAUUCGGAAGAUCCCUGGGGUUCCCAUCAUGUACAUCUCAAACCACAGGUAUAAUAUAGAAAGAAUGCCAGAUGAUUAUGGAGCGCCUCGGUUUUAAGAUUUCUUUAAACCUAAUAUUUUUAUAAACAGCAGUAGCUCAUUCUGGUGAACUGUUUACAUAGAUAUUAUAUGUUCUUUUGCCUAUCUAUACAAUACACUGUCCUAUGUGCCUAUUAUUGAAAUGA
Pelobates fuscus (common spadefoot toad) is the source of this 791-nucleotide messenger RNA. It is a transcript of the gene FCF1, whose product is annotated as FCF1 rRNA-processing protein. The transcript is spliced from 8 exons. The record is from RefSeq and is a predicted model, not a curated record. Lineage: Eukaryota; Metazoa; Chordata; Amphibia; Anura; Pelobatidae. Gene Ontology annotation, cellular component: nucleolus; small-subunit processome. Bases 68 to 664 code for a protein of 198 amino acids.